CCGGGCGGAGCCGGAGCCGGAGCCGGGGCGCCUGGAGGCGGUCGGGCCGUUCUCUCCGAGCCCAGAGCAGCGGAGAGACCGUGCGGCGGGGCUCGGGACCCGAGCGCAGCUCGGGGGCUGAGGUGGGCCGUGAGGAUCCGCGGCCGGAGCGGCCAGAGCGGCGCCGGGAGACUCCCCCGGCGCGCGGAGUUCGGGCAGGCCCGGGCCAUGCGCGCGGCUCGUUGAGGCCGAGGGAGGUCGCGAUGGAGGUGCCGGUGGGGGAGGCCCCGGCUCGGGGCUGCGGCCCCCCGCCUGCGCCCGCCCCAGAGAGGAAGAAGAGCCACCGCGCGCCGUCACCGGCCCGGCCCAAGGACGUGGCCGGCUGGUCGCUGGCCAAGGGCCGCCGCGGCCCAGGCCCGGGAGCCGCAGCCGCCUGCAGCGCUGCGUCCUCGGCACGGCCCGACAAGAAGGGGCGUGCGGUGGCGCCCGGGGCGCGGGGCGCAGGGACGCGGGUGGCCGGGGUCCGCACCGGAGUCCGAGCCAAGGGCCGUCCGCGUCCAGGGACCGGGCCGCGACCGCCACCACCGCCGCCCAGUCUCACCGACAGCAGCUCGGAGGUGUCGGACUGCGCGUCGGAGGAGGCGCGCCUGCUGGGCCUGGAGCUGGCGCUGAGCAGCGACGCCGAGUCGGCGGCGGGGGGCCCGGCGGGGGCCCGCACCGGGCAGCCUCCCCAGCCUGCGCCGUCCGCACAGCAGCCUCCGCGGCCGCCCGUCUCCCCCGAGGAGCCGUCAGUGGCUGCGUCGUCGGUGGGCAGCAGCCGCCUGCCACUCAGUGCCUCGCUUGCCUUCUCCGACCUCACCGAGGAGAUGCUGGACUGCGGGCCAGGCGGCUUCGUGCGAGAGCUGGAGGAGCUACGCUCGGAGAACGACUAUCUCAAGGAUGAGAUUGAGGAGCUUCGGGCAGAGAUGCUGGAGAUGCGGGAUGUCUAUAUGGAGGAGGAUGUGUAUCAGCUGCAGGAGCUGCGGCAGCAGCUGGACCAGGCCAGCAAGACCUGUCGCAUUCUGCAGUACCGACUGCGAAAGGCGGAGCGCCGCAGCCUCCGUGCUGCCCAGACUGGCCAGGUGGACGGUGAGCUCAUCCGCGGCUUGGAGCAAGACGUAAAGGUCUCCAAGGACAUCUCGGUGCGGCUGCAUAAGGAGCUUGAGGUGGUGGAGAAGAAACGGGUUCGGCUGGAGGAGGAGAAUGAAGAGCUUCGGCAGCGGCUCAUCGAGACCGAGCUGGCCAAGCAGGUGCUGCAGACGGAGCUGGAGAGGCCGAGAGAGCAUUCCUUGAAGAAAAGAGGAACCCGCUCCCUGGGGAAGACAGACAAGAAGCCUUCAGUGCAGGAGGACAGUGCAGACCUGAAGUGCCAGCUGCACUUUGCAAAGGAGGAGUCCGCCCUCAUGUGCAAGAAGCUCACCAAGCUGGCCAAGGAGAACGACGGCAUGAAGGAGGAGCUGCUCAAGUACCGCUCGCUCUAUGGAGACCUGGACAGCGCCCUGUCGGCGGAGGAGCUGGCCGACGCACCGCACUCACGGGAGACCGAGCUCAAGGUGCAUCUGAAGCUGGUGGAGGAGGAAGCCAACCUGCUGAGCCGCCGCAUCGUGGAGCUGGAGGUGGAAAACCGCGGCCUGCGGGCGGAGAUGGACGACAUGAAGGAUCACGGCGGUGGCUGCGGGGGCCCCGAGGCCCGCCUGGCCUUCUCUGCGCUGGGUGGCGGCGGUGAGUGCGGGGAGAGCUUGGCGGAGCUGCGGCGACACCUGCAGUUCGUGGAGGAGGAGGCCGAGCUGCUACGGCGCUCCUCGGCUGAGUUGGAGGAUCAGAACAAGCUGCUGCUGAGCGAGCUGGCCAAGUACCGCUCGGAGCAUGAGCUGGACGUGACGCUGUCGGAGGACAGCUGCUCCGUGCUCAGCGAGCCCUCGCAGGAGGAGCUGGCAGCCGCCAAACUGCAGAUCGGCGAGCUCAGCGGCAAGGUCAAGAAGCUCCAGUACGAGAACCGGGUGCUCCUCUCCAACCUCCAGCGCUGUGACCUCGCCUCCUGCCAGAGCACGCGGCCGAUGCUGGAGACGGAUGCCGAGGCCGGGGACUCUGCCCAGUGUGUGCCCGCUGCCCUUGGCGAGGCCCACGGGCCCCACACUGCCCGGCUCUGUAGAGUCAGGGAGGCCGAGGCGCUGCCUGGGCUGAGGGAGCAGGCCAUCCUGGUCAGCAAGGCCAUCGAUGUCCUGGUGGCUGAUGCCAACGGCUUCUCGGCGGGCCUCCGGCUGUACCUGGACAACGAAUGUGCCGACUUCCGGCUGCAUGAAGCCCCCGACAACAGCGAGGGCCCCAGGGACACCAAGCUGAUCCACGCCCUCCUGGUGCGGCUGAGCUUGCUCCAGCAGGAGCUCAACGCCUUCACGCGGAAGGCGGACGCCGUCCUGGGGGGCUCCGCCAAGGAGCAGCCAGAGCCCUUCUCCUCCCUGCCCAGCUUGGGCUCCCAGGGGCCCUCCAAGGAGAUUCUUCUGGCCAAAGACCUUGGCUCAGACUUCCAGGUGCAGCCAUCUGACUUCAGGGACCUUCCAGAAUGGGAGCCCAGGAUACGAGAGGCCUUCCGCACUGGGGACUUGGACUCCAAGCCUGACCCCAGCCGGAGCUUCAGGCCUUACCGAGCUGAAGACAAUGACUCCUAUGCCUCUGAGAUCAAGGAGCUGCAGCUGGUGCUGGCCGAGGCCCACGACAGCCUCCGGGGCCUGCAAGAGCAGCUCUCCCAGGAGCGGCAGCUACGGAAGGAGGAGGCCGACAACUUCAACCAGAAAAUGGUCCAGCUGAAGGAGGACCAGCAGAGGGCGCUCCUGAGGCGUGAGUUUGAGCUGCAGAGCCUGAGCCUCCAGCGGAGGCUGGAGCAGAAAUUCUGGAGCCAGGAGAAGAAUAUGUUGGUGCAGGAGUCCCAGCAGUUCAAGCACAACUUCCUCCUGCUCUUCAUGAAGCUCAGGUGGUUCCUCAAGCGCUGGCGGCAGGGCAAGGUUUUGCCCAGCGAGGGGGAUGACUUCCUUGAGGUAAAUAGCAUGAAGGAGCUGUACCUGCUAAUGGAGGAAGAGGAAUUAAACGCCCAGCAUUCUGAUAACAAGACCUGUGCGGGGGACAGCUGGACCCAAAACACCCCCAAUGAGUACAUCAAGACCCUGGCCGACAUGAAGGUGACGCUGAAGGAGCUAUGCUGGCUGCUCCGGGAUGAGCGCCGUGGUCUGACUGAGCUUCAGCAACAGUUUGCCAAGGCCAAGGCCACCUGGGAGACAGAGCGGGCAGAGCUCAAGAGCCAUACUGCCCCGAUGGAGCUGAAGGCUGGGAAGGGGGUUGGGGAGCGGGCAGGGCCCGACUGGAAGGCAGCCCUGCAGAGGGAGCGGGAGGAGCAGCAGCACCUCCUGGCCGAGUCCUACAGCGCAGUCAUGGAGCUGACGCGGCAGCUGCAGAUCAGUGAGCACAACUGGGGCCAGGAGAAGCUGCAGCUGGUGGAGCGGCUUCAGGGUGAGAAGCAGCAGGUGGAGCAGCAGGUAAAGGAGCUGCAGAACCGCCUGAGCCAGCUGCAGAAGGCUGCUGACCCCUGGGUCCUGAAGCACUCGGACCUGGAGAAGCAAGACAACAGCUGGAAAGAGACACGCAGUGAGAAGAUCCACGACAAGGAAGCUGUUUCUGAAGCUGAGCUUGGGGGAACCAGCCUAAAGAGGACCAAAUCUGUCUCCUCCAUGUCGGAGUUUGAAAGUUUGCUGGACUGUUCCCCCUACCUCACCAGUGAAGCCGCCCGGGGCAAGAAGCUGCCCAACAAUCCUGCCUUUGCCUUUGUGGGCGCUCAGCCAGUGGACCCGGAGAAGGCUGCCCCGGAACAGCCAGGGCUGUCGCCCCGGGACUGCAACCGUCUGGGUACCCUGGGCUGCCAGGAGCCGGCAGGGAGGCAGAUGCAGCGCAGCUACACGGCUCCAGACAAGACAGGCAUCCGCGUCUACUACAGCCCCCCGGUGGCCCGGCGCCUGGGCGUCCCUGUGGUCCAUGACAGGGAGGGGAAGAUCAUCAUCGAGCCUGGCUUCCUCUUCACCACGGCCAAGCCCAAAGAGUCGGCCGAGGCAGACCGACUGGCCGAGAGCUCUUACAGCCGCUGGCUCUGCAACUUCUCCCGGCAGCGCCUGGACGGAGGCUCGGGGGGCGGCCCCUCGCCGGCCGGGCCUGGCUUCCCAGCGGCUCUGCAUGACUUCGAGAUGUCCGGCAACAUGAGCGACGACAUGAAAGAGAUCACCAACUGCGUGCGCCAGGCCAUGCGCUCGGGCUCACUGGAGAGGAAGGUGAAGAGCACGUCCAGCCAGACGGUGGGCCUGGCCAGCGUGGGCACGCAGACCAUCCGCACGGUCAGCGUGGGCCUGCAGACCGACCCGCCCCGCAGCAGCCUCCACGGCAAGAGCUGGUCACCCCGCAGUUCCUCGCUCGUGUCCGUGCGCAGCAAGCAGAUCUCAUCCUCCCUGGACAAGGUGCACUCGCGCAUCGAGCGGCCAUGCUGCUCGCCCAAGUACGGCUCGCCCAAGCUCCAGCGGCGGUCCGUGUCCAAGCUGGACGGGGCCAAGGACCGCAGCCUGUGGAACCUGCAUCAGGGCAAGCAGAACGGCUCAGCCUGGGCACGCUCCACCACCACGCGGGACAGCCCCGUGCUGAGGAACAUCAACGACGGGCUGUCCAGCCUCUUCAGUGUGGUGGAGCACUCGGGGAGCACUGAGUCCGUCUGGAAGCUGGGCAUGUCUGAGGCCCGGGCCAAGCCAGAGCCCCCCAAGUACGGCAUCGUGCAGGAGUUCUUCCGCAAUGUGUGUGGCCGGGCGCCAAGCCCCACCUCCGCGGCGGGGGAGGAGGGCACCAAGAAACUGGAGCCCCUCUCCCCGGCCAGCUACCAUCAGCCGGAGGGCAUGGCCAGGAUCCUGAACAAGAAGGCGGCCAAGUCAGGCAGCAGCGAGGAGACCAGGCUCUCCGUGCUCCCCCAAGUGGGGAAGGAUGGUGUCCCCCGGGAUGGAGAUGGAGCCACGGUCCUUCCCAAUGAGGAUGCUGUUUGUGACUGUAACACCCAGUCUCUCACCUCCUGCUUCGCCCGGCCAUCCCGCUCCGCCAUCCGCCACUCUCCUUCCAAAUGCAGGCUGCACCCUUCAGAGUCCAGCUGGGGUGGGGAGGAGAGGGCAGCCCCCCACAGCGAGUGACGGAGCAGCCAGGUUCCCCACCUCAACCAGCCCAAACCCUGGAUAGCUGAUGGGAACCAGCAGAGAGGAGACGAGGCGAGGGGCCCCGAUCCCUGCAUCCCUCGUCCUGGAGAGACAGCAGCUGCACCACUGCCAGAGAAGAGCUUUGCCCUCCAGGUAAAGCGGGGCCUCCUGCUGACUGCUGGGUGGUGAUCUCUGACUUCCCAGGGGAAGGCAGUGAGAGGGAGAAAGACCAAAACUGGGCUUCAGAAGCGUCUCUAGAGAGAUCCCUUAGGAGCUGAUCCACUGAGAGCUUAUCCCUGGGUUGUAAGGGAGAGCCUUGCCUGGUUCUACCCACACCCACUUCUCAGAAGAGCCAAGGAAAGCAUACAGUUCCGGCCAUGCCCCUCAGGGAAAAGGGCUCACAGAGAUGUUCCCUGCCAACCACAUCCCUCUUCAUGGGGAGGAAACAUUGAUGAGAAGAACAGGCUUUGCUCUUGGGCUCAACUUGGGGGUCCUGGUGGAGCUGAGCUGGGCAUCACCCCAUCCCUUCCUUCCCUCCACCACCUCCUCCUCCCAGCCCUGCUGCUCUGGACUGCUGUGGCUCAAGGGGAUAUGAUAGGGCAGUAGCCAGGGGUCAAGUAUCUGCUUGGAGUCCUGGAGCCCUGGAUCUCCCUGCCCAAAGCCUGGAUGCAGCAGCAAGGACUGGAAGACAAGGUAGAAACGUGUGGGGCUCAGGGUCGGGGAGCCACUGGAACUGCCUUUCUUGCCAAGGUGACUUGGGGUCCCCAACCUUCCCAGGAGACUCCUUGAGGACAGAAAUGGGUAGAGCAGUCUCAAGACCUGGUGCACAUAUACAUGCCUAAUUGCCCACUGCCUUGAUUGCUGGGGCCUCUCUCCCUGGCACCCUGGAGGGGCUGUUGCAUCUCCACUGUGUUUACAUCCUAUGGCCGGUGGAGGGUAAGGAUAUUCCCAGCAAGAGACUCCCAGUUGGCCGGGUCAGGCCAAGGAGCAAUCCAAGAGGCUGGUGCCCCAGGACAUGGCAAUAGACUGGGGCCUGGAAACACAUUUCUUGCCUAGGUUGUUUAUUUGAAUUUUUCUUACUAUAAAUAUUUAAGGUGGUUUUACUUUAUUUUAAUAAUUUAAUUUACCCUAAAGUCCUUAAGGUAAUUUAUUGGAAGUUGAGACGUACUCUUGCCACUGGGACAAUGUGAGGCUUCGAACGCAAUGGACGGGUGUGGGGUCCCCCAUGUGGAUAAGGAACUUGCAGCUGAGCUCUGGUUUCCUGGUCAGGCUUGGCGGGUCCCCCAGCAGAGCCGGAGCCCUGCAGUUUUCUCCCCCGACGCCGCUGACCAUUUGACCCCGGAUUACUACUUUACACUCAGCACCCGGUACUUACCUGGCCCCCAGCCGUCAGUCUGUGAAUGUUCACUGACAGGGUGGGGGACUGGACCAGUGUCACCACUUCCCAAACAUUUUCUCUUUUCCUUCUCAUUUUCCUCCCUCCCUCUAACACCUUUUUUUCAAUGAGUCAAACAUGGAUUCCUAAGGCUUUAUCAAGAGCAGGGAGAGCUCUCCAAGUUCCCUAAGUGAGAACUCGCAGGAAAACAGGACUGAAUUCCGAGAAUGUUGUUUAUUGCAGCUUUGCACAUGGAUGUGAGAGUGUCUGCCAGCCUGCUUCAGUUCUCACCAGCCUGCCAGCCUUUUCACCAGCCUCUCUCUUUAGCCUUAUGGCCUCUCCUGGCUCGUCUCCCAGCCCUAACUGUACUGCCCGCCCUUCCCCACAUCCCAUGUGAGCUGCAUGAGCCAUCGGAUGGAUUGCAGCAUGGCUCAUUGCAGUGUGGUGGUGGUUUUGGGGGGGUACUCAAGACGGCCUCCCCAUUGGUGCCAAUGAACCCAUUUUGGAUGUACAUGUGCCCCCACAUCUGUGUGUGAUUGGCUGGAGGCCCAGAUGGAUAAAGCAGCUUAUCUGUGAAUUCCCUAUGAGGAAAACCAUAAACCAGCAGCUUUGGUAGUUUGCCCCCAGGACCCAGGAGAUGCCUCUGCACUCCUACCCACCAGCUCCCAGUCUUACCCUUUCUGGGGCACCUGGACCAGUUACCCAAAUCCCUUCAUCUCCAUUCCCCAUCAGCAGAACUUUGGGGUCAGACACUUCCUCACACCAUAGUGACCUGUGUGGGCAGAACAGGCAGGCCGAUGGAUACGUGGGCCAGCCCCCUCCGGGAUGCCACUGCUCCCACCCAAGAGAUCAGGGGGCCCCUCCAAGGUUGUCUCCAAGUGAGGGGAUUCACACCAGGCCACAAGCCACCAGAGGCCUUCUCCCACCUUCCCAAGCUGCGAGGGCCAGGGAGGCUGUGCUUCUAGCCUUGGGGAGAAAUCCUCGUGAGACCUGAGCCCUGCGGACCACUCAGCCUUACUGUCAUCCUCGUCCAAGAUUGUCCUUGCCAUCCUUGGUGUCUUGGUACCUGGCCGCCCGGCCCCCAGCCAGUGUCAGAGGCCCCAGGUCAUGGUUUUCAGUCAAGUCCCAGUUUCUAUUUUCUGCAUGCCACUGUGCGAGGUCACUCAUCACUGUUCUGACAGAAGCCUCUGAACGUGGGGCUUGAUGGGGUUCAACAUGUUACCUGUAAAUAUUGGUUUGGUUUGAUUUUUAGCAUUUUAAUUAGUAACAGUGUUUUCUUUUUUAGGGUAGGGGGUUGGUUUGUAAAAACUCUCUGCUCAUUUGGAAUGUAAUUUCUAAGUUUGUUUCUUUAAAUGCCUUUUAAGUCUUGGUAACAUUCCCAAAGCAGAAAACUGCCUGGCCCGCAGCAGGGACUCCCCUGGAGCAUCGGGUCCCAGGAAGGAACACUACCCUUUUCCCCUUUCUUCCCCUUCCUACCACCCCUUGCCUUUUUACUCCUAGCAACUUCCUCGUCCUUCCCUUCCUCCUUCUCUACCCAUCUUUUUCCUUUCCCCCAUCCCCAUUUUCUUCAACCAAAGUCCCAAGGUACCCUGAAGUCCUAUUCCCUACAGACCGCCAGGCUUAGAUCCAUUGUGUUGGCACGAAUUGGUUGUGGGGAAAUGGGAGAACAGUUGGCAUGGUGACCCCAAAAUGGACCAUCUUGUGUUUCUUAUGUCUGACUUCUUCCCAGAGCCAAAUUAGACCCUCCUGGGGGCAAUGAUGUCUGUAUUCUAAAUGAAAAUCAAACUACUUUGUCACAUUAGUGGCUCCUAGAUCCUGCAUGCACAUGGCAUCAGUACGCAAGUUUCUGUCACCCUGGCAGCCCUUUGCCCCCAGUUCUUUCCCCACCAAAGGCUGACCAAUUGAAAAAUACCCUCCAAGAGGCCUUGCUCAAAAUGGGCCCUUCCCCUUGGGCUCCCCCAGAACACUUCUCUACCGGCUGCUCUCCCAGGCGACAAAGUCAAGGGCCCAAGGACUUGAGCCUCUUCCACCCUGAUUGCAACAUGGCUCUGUCGUGCCUGACCCCAUGCACCUUUCAUGGUUUCAUCAUCCAGCCUGUUCUCUUGCUCACCCAACUUCCAGGCCCUUCCCAGUUACGAAGUGGGAGAAUGUCCUUCUACCUUCUGCCUGAUCACACUCCUUAUCCCCAAGCCAACCCCCUAGUGCCCUGGCCCUGGAGGUGACACACCCUUCACUAGUGUUAGUGAAUAGAAAGAGAGCCACAAGAUAAACUGGACCAACCCCCUCACUUUUCUUUAAACUGUGACAAAACGUAUAUAAUGUAAAACUUACUAUUUUAGCCAUCUUAAGUGGCUUUGAAUACAUUAAUAAUGUUGUACAACCAUCACCACUAUCCAUUUCCAGAACUUUUUCAUCUCCCCAAACUGAAACUCUACCCACUAAACAGUAACUCCCCACCCCUCCCCUCCUAGGCUCUGAUGACCUCUAUUCUACUUCCUGUCUUUAUGACUUUGCCUAUUCUAGGUUCCUCAUAUAAGUGAAAUCAUACAGUAUUUGUCCUUUUGGAUCCAACCCCCUCACAUUUUUGGAUGAGGAAUCAGGCCCAGAGAAGGGAGUGGGUCAUCUAAAGUCACACAGCAAACUAGAGACAGAGUUAAGACUCAGGUGUCCUGACUCCCAGCAGGCUCUGCAUUCCCAGUGGUGAGUGAGACAUCACCUACCAUUCUGUGGUCUUGGUUGAACCCCUUGCUCUCUCUGGGCUCAGUCUGUUCGCUCCCCACCACCUAUCCAUCCUCUCUUUUAUCAUCUUCCUCCAAAGCUUCCCCUCCUCCUGCCUCCUCUUCAGCUGGUUCCCACCAGCAGAUGAAGUGGCCCUGGCCCAUGGCCAAGGUUUUUCCUCUUUUGAGCCUGGGGCUUACUUGUAGCACCCAUCCCUCAGCCCUCCCAGAAUUGCCUCCGCAGCUCUGCUCCCCUCCCUGUAACCUCAGCAACCCCCUCCCAUCCCCUCAGGCUCACAUUCCCAUAAUCCUGUGUCUGUGGUCUUCCAUCUCCUGAUGUUUGGUUUCAAAUCUCGUUGUGUCUUCUGAGUUUUAUUUUGUGUUUUUUCACACCAAAGGAGGCACCUUUCCCCAGUGCCUCAGGCUGUGACACUCCCACCAGCCCAGAAAGAUGUCUGCUUCAUCCCACCCCUAAGCCACAUUGUCUUUGUCCACAGCUUCCUGGCAGGACCUUAGUACUUUCCACUGGGAAUGAGGGGGGUACUUGGAUCCCCACUUUGACCUCCUCUACCCUGCCCAGUCCUGCAUGGUCUUUUUUGGAAAGCAGAUGCAGCCUGGCUAGGUUCUUCUCUCCUUCUCCCUGGGACCAUUCAACCAUCUGUCCUUCUUGACGUCACCAUCUUUUGCAUUCUCCUCUGAAAAAGCUUGUCCUGGCAGAACCAGUAGCUCACCCUGGCACUACCCCUUACCCCUCCCAACAGUGUUUGCAGUUUGCAAAGUCCACAGACCCAAGAACCAAAGGGGACUGGGGACAUGAUGCUGGGCCUGAGUCCCCUGCCCAGGGCUCCUCCCAACCCCUCCCUGACCCUCCUUAGACCCUCCCUUGUCUAUCCCACCAGCCCUACUUCCUUCCCUUCUGCCCUUCACCAGCCCUCUGGGCCCUAGGCUCUAAGGAAAGGAGCUUUGAUUUCCUCUAAGCAUCCUUGAAGGGCCAGAGUCGUCAGGGCCUGGCCACCUUGUUACUCUUCAUUCUGAUACCACUCAAACUGCUCCCAUGAGAAGGAACCUCAGCCAGGAGUCUGGAGACCUGGCCCAGGUCUGGGCAGAUGUCAACUUCUCUGCGUUUGGCUGGUGGUAUGAUUUUAUGAUGACCAGAAGGAUGAUCCUUAGGGCUUCGGAGCACCCCUCGUGUUUUCGGGUCCUAUGUCAUCACCCUCUUUCCACUGGGCCCUGCUAUACUGGCUCCUCUCUCAGCUCUGUCACUGAUCUCUGUGCCUUAGUUUACUUCUCCACAGAGGGGGGCUCACCACAGGUCUGUUCCUAGCUUUUUCCCAGACAUUUUGGUACCUCUAAUGCAGGGCCUUGCCAGCUGUCCCCAGCUCCCUGACACUGCCUUGGGGCACCAGGUUGCUGAGGAUGAGAUGCCUGGACAUUCUCAAAGAAGCAGGAGCAUAACCUGGGAACCUGAUAGAAAUGAAAAGUAUUGGCCCCACCCAAGACCUACAGAAGUAGACCUCUUUUUUGGUGGGGUGCUCAGCAAGCUGGGGUGUAGUAAGCCCUCCAGAUGAUUCUGACAUACAUAGGAGUUUGCCAACUGUUGAUCUAGGCUAACAAUUAGUGCGGCCUGGUGAGGGACUGAGGCUGGCCCUGACCAGGAAGGGGUGGGAAACACCAGCCUCAUCUGGACUCCUGAUAGAUUGGAAAACUCCCUCCACACCCUCCUCCUCCUCCCCCAGAGUAAAACAAAACUAUGUUCUCCUCUUCCUGGAAACUGCAGGUCUGGGAGAAGGCAUACAUUUUUCAUUUCCCUGCCCCUGGCUUGGUUCCACUUCUACCCACCUCUCCCACUUGUCUGGGUUUUACAAAAGGUUGUGUAGGGUUGUGCCAGUCAGGCAGUGGGUGGGAGUCCUGGGGGGUGUGGGAGACAAAAGACCCUGAUGGUUUAUCCCUUGGGGACCUCACCAUAGGCUUAUGGCCUCUCUUCAAAUAGAAAGAAACUUAACUCCUCAAAGAAAGAACCCUAAAUCCCCAGCCAGCUCCUCCUCCUUCUCCCACCUCCAGGGAGACCUUGUAGACAGUGCCAAAAACAGCUCCAACCCCCAGCAGCUGGGGAAGAGAGCCAGAAGCUGUCCCUCCUCAUCCUGGCCCCCCUCCCCAACCCCCACCAAUACUGUGAAGCCCCCUUCCUGCCCAGCCUGGCUUCCUGGUGUGGCCCCUACAGUCGUGGCCCCUAGGGGUCCUCCAGUGAAAGGCCUUUGGGAAGGAAGGGACCAAGGGCAUCCUUGGGCCAAACUGUCCACCUCUCCUGUCCACUGUUCUCUCCUCCCCACUCCUGUCUUCAAAAGGCUCCUUCCCAGGAUGGAUUGGGUGCUAGGACAACCAUGGUCCAAUCCGCCAGCUCUCCUUGCCCCCGUGUCAUUUCAGACAUGAGAAUACUGUACAGUGUAAACUUACAAAGGGUUUUUAAUGGUUGUAGAUUGAAAAUAAAGUAUGUCAUAUGAACAGUU
Messenger RNA from Camelus dromedarius (Arabian camel), 11827 nucleotides. It is a transcript of the gene MTCL2, whose product is annotated as microtubule crosslinking factor 2. The transcript has 15 exons. The record is from RefSeq and is a predicted model, not a curated record. Bases 243 to 5225 code for a protein of 1660 amino acids. NCBI's taxonomy places the organism in Eukaryota, Metazoa, Chordata, Mammalia, Artiodactyla, Camelidae. Gene Ontology annotation, biological process: insulin receptor signaling pathway; regulation of autophagy.